Dermatophagoides pteronyssinus (European house dust mite) is the source of this 634-nucleotide messenger RNA. Its product is annotated as NADH dehydrogenase [ubiquinone] 1 alpha subcomplex assembly factor 3. The record is from RefSeq and is a predicted model, not a curated record. Gene Ontology annotation, biological process: mitochondrial respiratory chain complex I assembly. Lineage: Eukaryota; Metazoa; Arthropoda; Arachnida; Sarcoptiformes; Pyroglyphidae. Gene Ontology annotation, cellular component: mitochondrial inner membrane.
AUGUUUUUUUUGAUCACAUGUGUUUAGGAUUGGUCGUCAUUUGAAUUUCAUUCGCAAUAUGGCCAAAUGUUUUACGGUUGUAAGAUCAUAUUCAAUCAAUGUACAUCGAUCAUGGUUGGCUUCAGGUCGUCGUUCGUUUACCUUAGAUGCUCGAAAAUUUUCAUAUGAAGGUCCGGGAAAAACAACUGCAUCAUUUUUGGAUGAUGAAGUGGGUCAAUAUUUGAUGAUCAAUUCUAUAAAUGAUAGAGGUUUCAAGCUCACCAACGGAGCUUUUGCCGUAGGUCCGAUCAUAUUGUUUCCAAGUUUCUUAUUCAGAUGGAAAAUUAGGACCAUUGAAGAUAUAACACCAGAGUCAUUGUUAUGGUUUCGAACGAUUGAACCAAGAAUUGAGCUAAUAAUUCUUGGUAUUGGUGAGAGAAAUUAUUGGCCUGUCGAUUCGAUAAAAAUAUUACAAAGAAAUUUACAAUUGUUACGUAAAGAUUUGAAGAUUGAAAUGAUGUCAACAAAAGAAGCUGUAGCGACCUACAAUUUUAUGUUAGCCGAUUUUCGAUUAGUUGGUGGUGCUUUUUUGCCAUUACCUUCGGGAAUCGAGCAAAAAUUGAUUGAUGCUUGAUGUUAUAUUUAUGAAUGUAAA